CAGUGACUUUUGUUUAUGGCAUCCUCAGUGACAUCCUCAGUGACUCAGAGAUUUCUGUUUAAUCAUUGUAUUAUACACUUUUACAUGUUAUUGCAUUUAUUUCAUAAUGUGUAUACUCAGCAUGAUUUUUUAUUAGGUUUAGGAGUAGGCCACUUUGUGCUCCAGACUGUUGUUGCAAAAAGUUCUGCAGCAUGUCCUAAUGCAUUUGCUUCAAGCAUCCUAAAUAUAUCCAUAAAGAGGCACCUUGCAACAGCUGCUGUUCCAGGAGCUAAAAAAGUAUUUCAGCGAGACAAGCCUCAUUGCAAUAUUGGAACAAUUGGACAUGUCGAUCAUGGCAAAACAACACUUACAGCUGCAAUUACAAAAGUGCUUGCUGAAAAGAAAUUAGCUAAAUUAAAAAAGUAUGAAGAUAUUGACAAUGCUCCAGAAGAACGUGCUCGUGGCAUUACGAUUAAUGUAGCUCACAUUGAAUAUACAACAGAUAAAAGGCAUUAUGGGCACACUGAUUGCCCUGGCCAUGCUGAUUAUAUAAAGAAUAUGAUCACUGGAACAUCCCAAAUGGAUGGUGCAAUUUUAGUUGUUGCUGCAACUGAUGGAGCUAUGCCUCAAACUCGGGAACAUUUAGUCCUUGCAAAACAGAUUGGAAUUGAACACAUUGUUGUAUUUAUCAAUAAAACUGACAGUGCAGACCAAGAAAUGAUAGAAUUAGUAGAAAUGGAACUUCGAGAACUUAUGACAGAAAUUGGUUACAAUGGUGAUGAUAUUCCUUUUGUUCAUGGUUCUGCUCUAUAUGCUUUAGAGGGAAAAGAUCCUGAAAAAGGAGCAAAUUCAAUUUUAAAAUUAUUAGACACGAUAGAUGAGCACAUACCAACACCUGUACGUGAUUUAGAUAAACCCUUCCUAUUACCUAUUGAACAUGUCCAUACCAUAACAGGCCGAGGUACAGUUGUAACUGGUCGUCUUGAACGGGGUGUAAUAAAAAAGGGAAUGAAGUGUGAUAUAGUUGGAUAUAAAAAGCAUUUGGAAGCUGUAAUAACAGGCAUUGAAAUGUUUAAACAAACAUUAGAAGAGGCCCAAGCUGGAGACCAAUUAGGGGCAUUGAUAAGAGGAGUGAAAAGAGAUGAAGUUCGUCGUGGCAUGAUGUUGGGCCAACCAGGUACUGUUAAAGCUCAUGACUUCUGCGAGGCACAAGUUUACCUGAUGACUAAGGCAGAAGGGGGACGUAAAAUUCCUGUAGUGAAACAUAACAGAGCUGUUGUUUUCUCUAAAACAUGGGACUGUGUUGCCGAAAUAGAUAUUGAAGGAAAAGAAAUGCUUAUGCCUGGCGAAGAUUCUGUGAUAACAUUGAAGUUCAUUAAACCAAUGGUAAUUGAAUCAGGCCAGAGAUUUACUCUGAGAGAUGGUACUACCACUUUUGGAACAGGAGUUUUCACAAAAAUUAAUCCUGAUUUAAAUGAGUUAGAAAGGGACAAAUUAUUAAAAGGCCGUAAGAAGGAGAAAAGAGCAGCAGCUCAAGAAGAACUGAAGAAACUUAUGAAUUGAUUUUUAUAAGUUAUCCACAUAGCAUUUACCUAGUUAUUAAUGUAUUGUUAAUGUAACAGAAAAUUAGUCAUAAAAAGUUUUAAUUGAAGUCAUUUUUAUUUGUGUACAAAAUUGAAUAUUUUUACACAAACUUGUGAUUCUCGUUAAGACACCCCCUUCCAAAAGCAAAAACACAAGUAGAAGUAUUACGUGUUAAAUAGUGAUAAAGCAACUAAAGUGCCUGAGAUCUAGAUUUUUUUUUUUUUCUAUUAAAAUAGUAUUAAGCAAAGUAAGGUAAUGGGGUGCUAUUCAUUAACUACUUAUUUUUUAUUUUAUUUUCCCCUUAUUUGCAAGUACACAUUGUGGUGGAAGUGUCUGCUGUAGUCGAUAUUUAAUUCUUCGGAUUGUGAAUAUCAUCAUUAAUUGUGCUAGUUACCUAAACCAGAAAUGGAAGUUUUCUCCCUAAACCAUGAAUUUCUUGCUUUGACGGGUAAGAACUGCUCGGCUUUACAUCAUAACAAACAACAUGCAACAAAAAGCAGUUAGGUUUGGUUAAAAUUGCAUGAUUUAAAGGAGUUGAAAAUUUAAAAUUUAAGCCUCACAUUAGCACAAUAACAUCAAUAAAAAAUGUUUCAUUAUUUACAUUUGUUAAAUGUUAUAAUGUUUUAUAUAUUAAUAAGCAUAUUUUUAAUAUAAUAGAUUUUUGUGUAUCAUUCUAGUGCAUUAUUAAAGCUAAAAUUAAAGAAAAAUUUCAAAUUAAAGUUUUGUUUAUUUAAAAUAUAAUGCUUAAAAUAUUUUUAAGGUGAUUGAGACUGUUGCUUCAAAUAAUAAAGGAUAAUAAAGGUGAUUAUUCAUAGCUCUAAAUAAUAAUUGAUUAUGUAUACUGAGAUGAUUCUUUUAAAACUUAAAAUUUUUUACAGUGGUGUGAGGAAUAUGUGCUACUGUAAUAUUAAAUCAUAUUUCAUCUACAGGCUACUAGUAAUGAAGUAGAUAAAGCAACUAAAUUCUUCUAGUUUUAGCCUAGAUUUUCAGUCAAUGGAUUUACCCUGAAGUAUUUGUCAGUAUUACAAGAUUUAAAUCUCUGUCAUACUGGAUUUUUUUUUUUUUUUUUUUUUUUAAGUAAAAAUGUUACUUUGAGAACUCUUAAACAAAAUUUUGAAAUAUUUUCUUUUUUCACAAUGGAAAUUUGAGGGACAUAGCUAACAUAUCAUUGUAAAAAACAUCCUAGACAUUUAAGAUUAUAUAUAUGUGCAGCUGUAUAUAAUAUAACUAUUUAUGUAAUCUUGUAAUUUUUGAAAGCUUUAAUACCUCAAGUAAUUUAAUUGUGAGCAGGGUUUUGUAUUAAUUUACUAAUUUGGGCAUAAAGUCCAUUUUCUCUCUCUUUACCAUUCCCCCAUAACAUCAGAAUAAAAACUUAAAUUGUGUAUUUUUUAUUGAAAUAUAUCACAUAAUUAUGUUUGCCAUAUGAAAAAUAUAUUUACCUUUUUACUAUUGUGCUGGAACUGUGAAUCGAGUCAAUUAUUCAAAAAUAUUUUGGUAUGCAUUAUUUUUUUAAUACUCUUAUAAAUUCAAGUUUGCAAAUACUAUUAAACGCAUAUUAGUAGUGAUCACACAGUGUUUUAAAAUAGAUCCCAAUAUGUUAACUGAUGCAACUUUUGUGAAAUUUUCAAAACUAGAUUUAAGGGAUCAACAUUUUGUAUGUUACCGAACAUUAUCAUAGUUUGCCAGGCUGCAAACAGGUUGGUUAAGUUUAGUAUCUGCAGAGAAAGCAGCAAAAAGCCUAGUGCCUUGCAUGAAUGUUUGUUACUGAUUUUCUGUAACCAUGUAGUUUCUUUGAUUCUUACAUUGUUUUAUCAUUUAUGAAAAUGUUGUAUAUUUUCUUAAGCAUUUGUUAUUAAUGCUUACAUAGUAAUAAAUUCAUACUAAAAUUAAA
Messenger RNA from Stegodyphus dumicola, 3454 nucleotides. RefSeq lists its product as uncharacterized. Gene Ontology annotation, biological process: mitochondrial translational elongation. Lineage: Eukaryota; Metazoa; Arthropoda; Arachnida; Araneae; Eresidae. Gene Ontology annotation, molecular function: GTP binding; translation elongation factor activity; GTPase activity. Gene Ontology annotation, cellular component: mitochondrion. The record is from RefSeq and is a predicted model, not a curated record.